Messenger RNA from Chelonia mydas (Green sea turtle), 4405 nucleotides. RefSeq names its product zinc finger protein 185 with LIM domain (gene ZNF185). The record is from RefSeq and is a predicted model, not a curated record. NCBI's taxonomy places the organism in Eukaryota, Metazoa, Chordata, Testudines, Cheloniidae. The coding region runs from base 2115 to 4103 and encodes 662 amino acids. The transcript has 26 exons.
AAUUGGUAGUACUCCUUUUUUAAAAGAAAUGCUUGGUUUCUCACAUCCUGGUGAUGAAGAUUCAGUAGUUUGUAACCAAAUGUGAGCGCUUAGAUGUGUUUCAAUCCAUGGACAAUGCCGUUGCUUACUGUGAUGGAGGCAGGACCAUGGUUUUGACACUAGAUAGCCAAAGAAGACGUUAGCUGAUUUUAGAUUUUUAAUUAAUAAACACUGAUAAUAAAAACUCCCCAUCAGAAAAAGAAAAAGAAAAAGAAAUUGGUGUUUAGUCAAUCAACACUGGCCAGACACCAGUUACUCAAUUUGUGUUCCUUUCACCCCUUUCCCAGUGCAGUAUGAUUAUAUAGGCGAUGUCCCUGCACCCUGGCUUGUAUAUAAGGGCUUGUCCACAUAGAGUUGGAAUGCAGAUAUGGGGGCUAUGAUUUCUAAAGCGCACUAAUGUGUUGUGCCUGAUUCUCCUGGUGUUGUGCAUUAACAUGCACACUAAAGAGUGCUUUACUGUAGUGCUGUUUGACACAAUACGUUAAUGUGCCCUCGGGAACAAUGCACUACAUGCUAAACCAGGGCUUCAAUAACAAGGAUUCAAAGCUUAAACUAAUCUGUAAAUGUUUUUUAAAUAUAUAUAUAAUAAAAAUUAGCAUAGAUCCUACUUAGACAAGAAUUUUGGGUAGUACCCAAACCGCCUUCCCAUUACAGUGUCAAAGUGAGAGAAAUUUGCCAUUUCUGAACAUCUACAUAGCAUUCAAAAAUUUCUAAAAGUAACUUCCCGCAAAUGAAAUCAAUGAAUCCUGAAAAACAGAAGCCCUAGUUCUAUGUUAUGUCUGAAUUUGCCAAUUGGGGAGCACAGUAUGACUGCCUUGGCAUCUCUUAGGAUAUGUCUACACUGCAGCUAGUAGCAAACCUCCUAGCCCAGGUGGCCAGAUCUGCUGGAGCUAGGGUGUUAAAAAUAGCGGAGUGGAUGUUGCAACAUGGGUGGCAUCUCAGGCUAGUGACCCCCCCCAUGUUUAUGUACUGCCCCCAGUUGCUAUAGCCUCUGUGGUGCCAGUCCUUGACUAGCGCAUGGGAACACUGGUAAAGCCAAGAGUUCAAACACCACAAGACAGAUUAAAUUAACCCCAGAAGGUCUAUUUCCAAGGGCAUGAGCCCCUGACCUGGUGCAGGUAUCCCUAUCCUACAAACAUAUAUGAUGGCAUCAUGCUGAAAAGUGCAGGAUACUGACAAGCAUACUCCCUGUGGGGUCAAUCAAUGAUGCACCCCCUUUUUUAAUGGGCAAUACUACCACAGACUUGACCACCUUCCCCUCAGCCAAACCUGGACAGAUAUUUACCUGCCCCCAGAUCCAGCUCAGCACUCUGUUUAUCUUAGAUUUGCUAUGACCCAACUUGCCUUAGGCCUUGAAGUAGAGCAAGCUGCUUUCUUUGCAGUGUCAUGUGCCCAGAGACGUGACCGUGCUGUGAGGAUGAAAGCUUCUUUCAACCCCCUGCCAAUUUCAGAAGACAACCAGUGGAGAGAUGGUUUCUUCUCGGUGCUUUUUCUUGUCUAGCUGGCCUGGUUGGUGGAUGGGACACACACAACCCGUUGAAUAAGAACUCCGGUUGUGCCACCAGCAUGAUACUCAGAGCACCAAUCCAAGUGUCUUGCCAGCUUGGUUCCACCGUACAACAGCAGUGGCUGGAACAGUGUAUUUGCUUUGCUUCUGGCAGAGGCUGCUAUUUGUCAGACAGAUUAUUCUUGUAAUAAUCUGAGCACCACUCAGCGUCACCAGGGUAUGCGAGGAAUGCGGAGGGAAAAGGGCACCUCCUUGGUGAGAGGCCUCGAGCAGGGAGAUUGCAUCUGAACAGAGAAACCUGUUUGAUCUUCCCCUGAAGGGCAAGACACACCCACAUCUCCUCCUCAGAACAAGGCUUGGCUUUUGGAAGCCAGCCCUAGCAGGUAACCCACUGCAGCUGCUGGGGAGUGUGAAGAAGAGACCUGCAGGAAGCUGGGGGAGACAGCUCCAGCCACUUCACACACCAUUCUCAAAUUCACCUUUGGGGGACACCUGAGCUGAAGAACUGCUACAGGUGGACCCAUUGCCUUGAACUGGGAACCGAAGUAGAAGAAAAUUUGAGAGAACCAUGAUGUCUCUUGGUGUCAGCAAAGGGGGUGUUAUUCCACCCAGUGAAGAAGAUCGCAAGAAGAUCAUCAGGCAGAUGAAGGUACGCACCACACUAAAAGGGGAUAAGAGCUGGAUCUACCCACAAAACUCAGACAAUGAGGAGGAGAUGAAGAGAAGCUCAUUGAACUUACCAUGUAGGUCUGGAAAGAUUGAUGGGGGAUCCCCAGCCUCAGCAUCUGUUACACCCCACGGUAACAGGUUGCCAGGUUCCAAGCCCACCUCCGGUUACCUCAUCAGGGGUGUGUUCACCAGGACCAUUGAAAAGACGUCGCCCGAGAGCACCUUCUAUUCCAAUGGCACGCAGAAAAGUGCUGCAGCUCAGGCUAAGAGUGCCAGCCUCCCUCGCUUCUCCUCCGGAUACAAGAUGACAACUGAGGAUUAUAAGAAACUGGCUCCAUUCAAUGUCAGGCAAAUAUCAGUGGACUCAGAUGAAGAGAAAACAGCUUUUUCCCCAGAUGAACAUAAGAAGAGGACAGAGGCAGCCAACAGUGUACUGAGGCGCACAGCCAGCAGGGAGCGCUCUUACGUCCUCUCUGCUGCCAAGAAAAGCAAUGGAAGCCCAACACAAGAAGUACCACCCUUCAUUGCCAAGAGUGUUGAGAUUGAGGAGGAAGGAGGACUGCACAUGCAGAAUCAGACCCUUCCGGCUUCAUCAAGGUUUGGUCUUGGUGGCAAAAGUAUCAAUGGGGAGAGAAAGAGACCAACUGGGUCUUCCUGGAGUAAGCCAAAGCCAAUGACUGCUGUUUCCACCACAAGCUUUGACACAGACAGUAAGAGCCAAGCCACCAGAUCCUGGAGUGAAAGCACAUCGCAGAUCUCCAGUUACACUGAAAUCAGUGACAAAGUGGAUGAGGAGAAGCCUGUUGAGACUUCUCCAGCUGAAGCAACAACAACCAAACCCACUCUGGCUACGGGCAGAAGUGACAAACCAGUUAAAGAGGAGCCUGACCUGAUCUCCUGGGAUGAAUCGGUUCCAAAAGCCACCACCAUUUCCACGGGGGAAAGGUCCAGCCCCCGAUCUAGAGACAUUCCCGCACAUCCCACUGAUGCCAGAUUCACAGCCCCUGGAUAUCUGGGUGAUGCAGAAUGUGACCCUAAAAGAUCUGUCCCAGGCUAUGAGGAGGGACGCCCCACAAGAGAGGUCAGAUAUGAGAGUACCAGAGCCACAGAGCACAAAGAGCCUGAACUGAAUGUGACAAGGUCCAGCCCUUCAUCUGGAGACAGCAGUGCUGUUAUCCAAGAGGUCCGACACAGAGUUCCCAUGCACCUGGAUGAUGAAGAAUUUGACUUCAACAGCAGGUCCAGCUCUCAUUCUACAGAAAGCAAUGUUACUACCACUGACCCAAGACAUGGAAUCCCUGUGUGUAUGGAGGAUGGGGAAUUGGACCCGGAAAGGCUUUUUCCCUUGAAGGGCAAUACUGAGGAUGCUGAGAAUGAGAACAUAUCUGCUACCCAGUCUGAGCCUCCUACCACUAGAAAGCACACUGAGCCUGACGAGAACAUGGCACAGCUUCCCUCAGCUUCAAGUGAGAGGAUCUCCAUGUCUACUGCCAGCUUUCAGUACCACAGCCCAUCAGCCAUGGGACACAAGUCCAACCCCAGCACUGCAAGCAAAGGGAUCCUCUUUGUGAAGGAGUACGUGAACAGCCGUGAGUUAUCUCCCACUCCACACUACAGCAGUGACAGCUUGAUUGAUUUGUCUGACAUAGAGAGAGCAAGCUACCUGCACAGCAGUGCCUCCCAGAGGUCAUGUGAAGGAGUCUGCACUUACUGUGGCCGUGAGAUCCGAGACUGCCCUAAGAUAAUGAUAGAACAUCUCAAUGUUUACUGCCAUGAAUACUGCUUUAGGUGUGGGAUUUGCCAUAAGGCAAUGGGAGACCUCCUGGAUAAAAUAUUCAUUCAUCGUGACAUUGUCCACUGUGACCAGUGCUAUGAGAAGCUCUUCUAGAUCUUGAAGAACUGAAGGAGCCAGCCAGUUGGAAGACUUCAGCAGUGUACAUGGGAAUGUAUCCAGCAGUGCCUGACUGGCUAAGAUACCAAAUCUCCUGCUCCCCCUUUCCUGGAGUUAUUUCCCUCUCACCAUCUCAUCACAAUGAAUGAGUUUAACAUCCAUUAGUUUAUUAGUCAAGGAUCUACAACCUAUCCUGAAGGACGAUCCCUCGCUCUCACAGACCUUGGGAGACAGGCCAGUCCACACUUACAGACAGCCCCCCAACUUGAAGCAAAUACUCACCAGCAACUACACACCAC